GCGGCAGUCUUGGUUAUUUGACCCCUCUGGCCGAGCCCCUGCGCAACCGUCUCAGCAGGCUCCCGCGUUCACCGAUGGUCAUGGCCGCGACAUCGGCCAAGGCAGCCGCGGAGGCGCAGGUUCACAAGAAACUUAAAAAGACGCCGUCCGAGGAGACGGCCGUCAAAGCGUGCAGGGACAAUUUCAAGAGCUACACGGAUGAGGAAAUCUUCGUCCAGCGGGGCGAGGACGAGACGACUAUAUUCGAGAAUGUCCUCGCGCAGGUCCGCAAGAAGAAGCGUGACCGCACCGUCAAGAUGGGCGGGCUCUUCUACCGCAGGAUGAAGGAGAAGCACCCGAAGAAGAAUGACCAUUCCGAGGUGCUGGUGGGGGCAAGUCCGCCCGAGCCCGUAGCGCCACUCCUGUUCAAAGCUUUGGUAGCGUCCAACAAAACACGGCCGGACCACACGCUGAUGGUGACGUACAUCGGCGCCAACGAAGCAAAGAACAAGAACGAGAUUGUUGGCAUUGUUAAAUGGGCCAUCAAACUGAACCCGAAGGCACCGAAGAACGUGAAGUUCUUGCAGCCCUUCCUGAAGUUUGUCGUGCGGACGAAGGUCGCCGAGAAGUACGGUCUUAUAUACGACAGCGUCGUGAGGCCGUUCGCGAACAAGGUGGUGAGCGCCAUGUGGGACCGGGCCACGGGCACCAACGUGAAAAACCCCCCAACGGCGCAGAAGUUCUGCGAGUCCCACCCGGUGUUGAUCCGCUCGGUCUUCCCGCAGACCCCCCUGACCGCGGUGCUGGGCUGCAAUGGCAACUACGCGAAGGUGAAGAAUCACCUCGACGCGCUCGUAUCGUGCGGCGAAGCAGGUCUAGACAUUUGGUCUUUCGCCCUCAUUGGGGAGGCGAGCAGGGAGGUUUCCAAGCUGAUCGAGCAGCUGAGCGACGAGUGGAUCGCCGCUGGCGAUCUUACCCAGGACGGCCUCGAUGCCGUGAAGUUCAGCAUAUACGAGAGGAUCACCCAGGUGAAAAACUUUGACCUCGUCCCGGAUGCUCGCACGGUCGUGGUGAAGUGUGCGGGGCACUCUUUUACCAUUGAUUUCGGCUCCUUCGCUAGCGAGAUCAGCGUCAGUCUGAACUUCCGUUGGCGGCCCAUGGCAGUCGCCCAAAAGAAGUUGCCGAAACUCUGGUGCGAGGACGUUGUCCUGAAGAACCCGCAGGUGGCGUCCGCUCGCGCUAUCGGGGAAUGCCUCUGCGCGCAGCCCAAGGUCGCUCGAGAAGCUUGCAACCGUGCUUUCCAGGAGGCAGGCAGCAUGACUGGCGAGCAGACGGCGACUUACCUGAGGGCCAACCGCGGGGAGUACGACGACAACGAUGGCGACUUCGAGGGCGACGCGCAGCUCAUUUUCUCGACGUGCGGCGUGAACUCAGAGGCCCGGCUGAUCGCUCACAUGGCGUCUCUGUUCCCGACGGCGGAGGUGGCUGUUGAGCCGGACGAGCUCCUCCAGAAGAUUACGGGUCUCACCAAGGUGGACGUGUACAAGAUGGCGUCGAAGCCAGCGCAAGUGAAGCACGGCGUCGUCCAGAAAGUUCUCCUGGCCAUCGUUGACGAUAGGUGCCCAGACGUGUCGGCCCUCUGGGCCGACAAGUAUUUGAUUGCCGUGAAGGACCAGUUCCCGUACCUCGUCCGCGCAGAGAAGUCGGCCAGUGCCGACGACUCCGCGGCGACGACAGUAUUCGGCUUCGAGGCCUUGCAACUGAAGCUGAAGACGGCGCAGACCACGUUGGCCGACGAGCAGACGAUUGCCAAGGGCGACGUGCGGGAGCUGAUUACGUACCGCUUCUUGGUUCCGACUGGCGAGCUUGCACCUUUCGACGCCGUCAUUGGGAGGGCCGAAGGCACGGCGACUCCCAAGGCAAAGGGUGCUAAGGCAAAGCCCAGCGCCAAGGGUUCCGGUGAGAAGACUUCGAAGGCCGUGAGCGCCGCCAUGGCGAUGUGCUCCUAG
Prorocentrum cordatum is the source of this 1988-nucleotide messenger RNA. The record is from the annotation of a GenBank genome assembly. Lineage: Eukaryota; Dinophyceae; Prorocentrales; Prorocentraceae.